UUUUGGUCUCAGACUCAAGAAAACAGGAUCCUUGGAUCUUUAGCUGACCGGCGCAGAACAGCUGGGGAAACUGAGGUCCAGAGGCAGGACUCCAUGCCUGCAGAGGCGACCGCGAAGGGGGCGCGUCCUGCCCAGUGGGCCGCCUCCUUCCGCCCCUAACGCGGGGUCUCCCCUCCCGGUCUCUUCUCUCGCCAAGCCGCCACCUCGGAAGCGAGCCAUGAUUGCAGCCGUGGCGGCGGCGUGGCUGCUCCUAUGGGCCGCGGCCUGCGUGCAAUCCGAGCAGGACUUCUACGACUUCAAGGCGGUCAACAUCCGGGGCAAGCUGGUGUCGCUGGAGAAGUACCGCGGCUCGGUUUCCCUGGUGGUAAACGUAGCUAGCGAAUGUGGCUUCACAGACCAGAACUACCGAGCCCUCCAGCAGCUGCAGCGGGACCUGGGUCCCUUCCAUUUUAACGUGCUUGCCUUCCCUUGCAACCAGUUUGGCCAACAGGAACCAGACACCAACAGGGAGAUCGAGAACUUUGCCCGCCACACCUACAGUGUCUCUUUUCCCAUGUUCAGCAAGAUCGCAGUCACCGGCUCUGGUGCCCACCCUGCCUUCAAAUACCUAACCCAGACUUCUGGGAAGGAGCCUACCUGGAACUUCUGGAAGUACCUCGUGGCCCCAGAUGGAAAGGUGGUGGGGGCUUGGGAUCCGACGGUGCCCAUGCAGGAGAUCAAGCCCCGGAUCACAGAGCUGGUGGCAAAGCUCAUCCUUCAGAGACGGGAAGAGUUAUGACCGGAUUCCCACUUCCCCACCACUCCCAUCCCUCAGCAAACUCAAGUGGUGCUUCACAGGCAGAGAGCCUGGGCUUCUCCUCUCUUCACUCACAUAGAGGAAAAAGUCUAAGACUUGGAUGAUUUGAAUCCAAGAGCAAGGAAUAGGAACUCCUGGCCAAUGAGAGUUCUGAACUGUCAACCACCGGCCAGUAGGCCGCCAGCCAAAGGAAACACGGCCAGGCUAUGAGAAGCCCUGUAGAAGGGUAUGAAGCAACCAUCUCCUAGCCAGGUUCUGUAAAGGGGAGCCAAGUCUUACCUCACAGGAAGGUUGUGAGGAUUAGCAUCUAAUACCUGUGAACGUGCCUGGGGCAGCGCUAGCCAAAGAGGAAGCAUUCAGCACAUGUUUUCUGCCUAUAAACAAAGCAUUACUUGUGAUAAUAAAACUUGAACUCAACACAAA
Messenger RNA from Peromyscus maniculatus bairdii (prairie deer mouse), 1219 nucleotides. RefSeq names its product glutathione peroxidase 7 (gene Gpx7). Gene Ontology annotation, molecular function: glutathione peroxidase activity. Lineage: Eukaryota; Metazoa; Chordata; Mammalia; Rodentia; Cricetidae. Gene Ontology annotation, biological process: response to oxidative stress. The record is from RefSeq and is a predicted model, not a curated record.